Podospora pseudocomata is the source of this 939-nucleotide messenger RNA. RefSeq lists its product as uncharacterized. The transcript has a single exon. Gene Ontology annotation, biological process: L-histidine biosynthetic process. Gene Ontology annotation, cellular component: cytoplasm. Gene Ontology annotation, molecular function: histidinol-phosphatase activity. The record is from RefSeq and is a predicted model, not a curated record. The coding region runs from base 1 to 939 and encodes 312 amino acids. NCBI's taxonomy places the organism in Eukaryota, Fungi, Ascomycota, Sordariomycetes, Sordariales, Podosporaceae.
AUGGCCUUCACAAUGCAUUCCCACUCGGGCCAAUUCUGCCCCGGCCACGCCGUCGACUCGCUCGAGUCCAUCAUCCUCCACGCCAUCUCCCUCGGGUACCAAACCCUCGGCCUGACCGAGCACAUGCCCCGCACCUCCGUCUCGGACCUCUACCCCGAGGAGCUCCUCCCCACCCCGCAGGCCACCCUCGACUCCCUUUUCCCCCGGCACGAGGAGUACCUCUCUACCGCGGCCGCCCUCCAGCAGAAGUACGCAGACAAGAUCCACAUCCUCAUCGGGUUCGAAGGGGAGUGGAUCAGAGGGGAGGAGUACGGGUCGCUGAUAGGGGAGCUGGCCAAGGACGCGAGGGUGGAUUACUUCAUUGGGAGUCUGCACCACACGGCUGGGAUUCCGAUUGACUAUGACAAGGCGCUUUACCGGAUAGCUGUUGAGGCUUGCGGUGGCACCGAGGAGGGGCUGUAUGAGAAGUAUUUUGAUGAGCAGUUGGAGAUGUUGAGCGCGCUGAAGCCCAAGGUGGUAGGGCACUUCGACUUGAUUAGGUUGAUGAGUGAGGAUCCCGGGAGGGAGUUGAAGUCGAAUCAAAAGGUUUGGGGGAAGGUAGUCAGGAAUUUGGAAAAGGUGAAGGAGUUCGGGGGGUGGCUGGAGAUGAAUACUUCUGGGUUGAGGAAAGGGAUGGCCGAGGGGUACCCCAAGAGGGAGAUUGCUGAGGAGUGGAUCAAGAUGGGAGGCAGGUUUACGUUCUCUGACGAUAGCCACGGGAUUGGGCAGGUGGCGACGAAUUAUUUGAGAGGGUUGGACUAUCUCGAAAGCUUGGGAGUACGGGAGGUUUGGACACUGGAAAGAGAAACACACCCAGGGACUGUAGACGGAAAGAAGAGCGGGCUGAGAGAGAAGAGCGUGGCGAUUGAUGACUUCAGGGCGAGUUUAUGGCUCCCAUGA